Molecule: messenger RNA, 741 nt
Organism: Staurois parvus
Lineage: Eukaryota; Metazoa; Chordata; Amphibia; Anura; Ranidae
Source: the annotation of a GenBank genome assembly
CAGCUGGUGCAAGCUUCUCCACUCAGCCCCGACAGGAAUUAUGUCCUUGGUUGUCACCCCCACGGCAUUUUCUCUGCUGCCUCAUUUUGUAACUUUGCUACCGAAGCCACCAGCUUCUCCGUGCUAUAUCCGGGCGUCCGUCCUUGGCUGGCAGUCCUCGCGGGCGUAUUCAGACUUCCCAUUUAUCGUGAAUACGUCAUGUCCGCAGGAUGUGCUCCUGUGAAUAAGGACAGCCUGACAUACAUCCUCACCAAGUGCGGCAUUGGGAAUGCACUAUUUAUUGUGGUGGGAGGAGCAGCGGAGUCCCUGCAGAGCCGUCCAGGAGAACAUGUCGUCACACUGGGGGGCAGGAAGGGUUUUGUCCGACUGGCCUUGGAGAAUGGGGCAGACCUUGUGCCGGUAUAUUGCUUCGGAGAGAAUGACCUCUACGAACAGAUUCGCUUUACUGAGGGCUCCUGGGGCUGGAAGCUGCAACUCCUCUUCCAGAAAUAUGUGGGAUUUGCCCCCUGCCUUAUCAAAGGCACUGCAGUGUUUGGGGAGGGAAGCUGGGGCCUAAACCCCUUCCCUCGUCCCCUUACUAGUGUAGUGGGAAGACCGAUCCGUGUGCCGCAUUGUCCUGUCCCAUCAGAGGAAGAAGUUUCACAUUAUCACAAACUUUACAUAGAAGGACUCAAACAGCUCUUUGAUGAGUUCAAGGUGUCUUGUGGACUCUCAGCUACUGAUGUUCUACAGAUCAUCUAA